Messenger RNA from Lingula anatina, 2828 nucleotides. RefSeq names its product sushi, von Willebrand factor type A, EGF and pentraxin domain-containing protein 1-like. The record is from RefSeq and is a predicted model, not a curated record. NCBI's taxonomy places the organism in Eukaryota, Metazoa, Brachiopoda, Lingulata, Lingulida, Lingulidae.
CGUGGUCAGGGGGCGUUCCUUUUUGUGAAAAAACGUGUGAUCUUAGAUUGAAUUCGGGCGUAUCGUCACACACUGUAGUCGAGACCGAAACCAUGGUCUCGUGGACUCUGGUCACUGGGUGCGGGCAGGUCACCAAUACGUUUGCACUGGAAAACGGAACAUCGGUGUUGAGCGGCAUGUCGGUGAGAAACGAGUGUAAUGGAACAGCUCGCCCAUCUUCUGGUGACAUCUAUCGGACGUGUCACAAUGGAUCAUGGACGGGUUCUCCACUUAAUUGCUCGAACUGCUCUCCACCAGAAAAUGGAACAAAUACUAUAUUAUAUGCAGAUUGGCUGUAUAUGGAUAGCCAACAAGAAGACUAUGGCGGAGGGAUAGUGCCAGAGGGCGUUACUGCCUCGUAUCGUUGUUUAGAGGGGUAUUUUCUUUCGAGCGGUGAUGCCUGCAGACGUUGCGAAAGAGGGUAUUGGACGGGAAACCCACCCGCUUGUCAUAGAGCCUGCCUGCCACCGGAACCGGGCACAAACGUUGUCAUGAAUAACAUCCUUCAGAAUUUCUCCAUGCUGCUCGAUGGAUGUAAUUCAGCGGUUUGGGUAGGCGGAAGUUAUCCCCAUGAAACGGUUCUUCGUUACCAGUGUAGCCAAGGGCGAGCACAUUCAGCGGGAACAUUGAACAGAACGUGUGAGAAUGGCCUGUGGAGUGGGCAUGCGCCUUCUUGUCAAGUAGAGCCAGGCAUAAGUUCGCCGCCACGGUUUCGGCAGCGGGAUCGCUCCAAUGUGUACCUCAUGACUGUGGAAGGAGUAUGGUACAUCAAAAAUGUAGACGACGUUUCAGACGUGGUGCUCAAGAAAUCCCAGAAUACAAGUGACCCCCCAAUAGAGCCGGGUUGGUUUCACAAUAUCCCUAACUUCGGCUUGGCCUGGGUGUAUGACGCUUCUGUCAGACUAGAAUGCAUCCCAGGUACUUGUAUCCAUACGUAUGAGUAUCCUGGGAGGCCCAGGGUUGUAUCAAACGGGACCACCACUGAAUAUUCCUGCCUUCCUGGGUAUCAUCUGUUUGGUGGGAACACAAUCAACACGUGCUUAGGAGGGGAAUUUACAGGGACAACUCCGGUUUGUAAAGAAUGCUGCAGUGCCCCGAGGAAUGUGACCACAUCGUCUUUGGCUCUCGUCAAUACUGCCGUACCUGCAGGUAUGGGUUGUAUGCCUAAUACAGAUACCUCUAUGGCCAGUGGAACACUUUAUCCAUCUGGUUCGAUGGCAAUAUACACGUGUUGGCCAGGUUUGGUCCUGCAAGAAGGAAACUCCAGCAGGACCUGUCACAAUGGUACCUGGUCAGGAGCAGAAGCAGUUUGUGGUGUGCCUCGCUGCUCAUUACUUCCGCUAGUGGAGCACGCAAAUUUGACAGUGUUCCGGCCUAUCCAUGACGAUGACAACAGCACCGAUUUCUUCAUAAACGGAACCGAGGCUCACUAUUCCUGCCACACUGGGUAUUACCGCACCAGCGGAAAUACCUAUAGGAAGUGUGAAAAUGGCUAUUGGACAGGGAUAUCACCCACGUGCAGCGAUCGCUGUGUUAUCCCACCUCCUGGGAAGAAUGUAGAGUACGAAUACGACGAGUCUCCUAUAAACGGGAGCGUCCCCAUCGACACUACAGCUUAUGGCACCUGUCUACCUGGCCAUAAUCUUGACUCUGGGCAGUUGUGUCGCAAAUGUGAGGCGGCCUCAUGGUCAGGGGCGCGGCCGAUCUGUGCAAGGCACUGCGGCGCUUUGGGUCCUGUACCCCACGCUAACUUGUGGUUUGUUAGUCCUUUUGGCCGGUUUACCUGCGGCAGCAGCUUUAAUCAAAGACCAGACAACGGCGAACAUCUAAGCGGGACCCAAGUAACGUACACAUGCCAAGAUGGUUACACAUAUCAAAACGGGUCUCUUACUAGGACCUGUUACAAUGGCGCGUGGUCAGGAACACCGCUUGAAUGUAGAGGUGAACCGCCACCAGCAACCACCACUGAUACUGGGGCAAACACGUCAACGUCGGAUCACACCUUGGUAACCACGCCACUUACGGACCAAGCCUCGGCAAUUACAACAACAUCAACAUCAGCUUUGGAAACCACACCCGUAUCACUGAGCUCUACAUUAUCCACACAAAACAUAUCAACGGAUCCCAGGACACAAACCGGUGGUCGAACAACAGGCACAAAUCUGGCAUUAACAUCAGACGUCCAGACAACUGAACAUGUCACUGUCACUCUUCCACCUAAUUGUUUACUGUCUCAUCUCGGGGGUAAUGAGAUAGUAAUACAGGGUGUGACACACGGAAAUGCUGCGAACGUAGUUGACAUAAUUUACACGUGCAAUACAGGCUUUCGGUUCCCGGACCUGUCAGCGCAGAAAACGAGCAAAUGCUUCAACGGUGAUUGGCUGAACAAUGUGCCCUGUGAGGUUGUGACUUGCCCGGUUCUGGCCGUCCCUCAGUAUGCAAGUAUCGAUAACAGUAACGUAACAUAUAGGUCCAUGGUAAAGAUAACAUGUCAGCUAGGAUACUGGUUUGAUGAUGGUUUCAAUGAACUGAUUACCACAUGUACUCAGAAUGGGAGCUGGAACAUUACCAAUGUGCCUCUGUGUAAAAUUGCGGUGUGCCCUCCUCCUUUAGAAAAAGUAACGAGCCAACUAGUGACGAAUAACUUUACUACAUACGUGUACAAUAUGACUGUGGAUUACAUUUGUGUAAACGACAGCUUCUUCGUAGAUAGCAGCACUGUCCGAAGAUCACGUUGCAAUGCUUAUGGAAUGUGGUCUCUUAAGUAUAUACCAGAUUGUUCAAUGUGA